This is a messenger RNA of Paramisgurnus dabryanus, 3263 nucleotides long. RefSeq names its product lysocardiolipin acyltransferase 1 (gene lclat1). NCBI's taxonomy places the organism in Eukaryota, Metazoa, Chordata, Actinopteri, Cypriniformes, Cobitidae. Gene Ontology annotation, cellular component: endoplasmic reticulum; endomembrane system. Gene Ontology annotation, molecular function: acyltransferase activity. The record is from RefSeq and is a predicted model, not a curated record. Gene Ontology annotation, biological process: phosphatidylinositol acyl-chain remodeling.
CGGAAGUGAAGGCUUGGAAAAGAAAAUCAUGGCCGCCAUCGCAACCGAGUAUAGAAACGUUUCUUUCUUGUUUUUGCUUUUCAUAAUCGAUCUGGUCUCAUUUAACGGACGUUACAGAUUGUAAUCGAUCGACGCGUGCACGCACGUGAAGUUUGGAUGUCGUCGCGUGAGAUCACCCAGCUGAUAUAACUCUGUUCACGUGUACCUUACAGUUAUGGCAAUGGUGUCUGUAAGAGGUCUCUUCUUCAUCGUUACUCUUUUCCUGGGCAGCUUUUUUGGCAGUGUGUUUAUGUUGGGUCCAGUUUUGCCUGUGAUGCUGUUGUCACCUGCGUGGUACCGCUGGAUUACUGACCGCAUUGUUGCCACCUGGCUCACUCUUCCAGUGGCAUUGUUGGAGCUGGUGUUUGGGGUGAAGGUGGUGAUAACAGGUGACGGUUUUGUGCCUGGUGAGCGAAGCGUAAUAAUAAUGAACCAUCGCACCAGAUUGGAUUGGAUGUUCCUGUGGUGUUGUCUGUUGAGGUUCAGCUACUUGCGUCUGGAGAAGAUCUGCCUUAAAGUGGCGCUAAAGGCUGUGCCUGGAUUCGGUUGGGCAAUGCAAGUCGCCUCCUUCAUCUUUAUCCAGCGUCGCUGGGAAGAUGACCGCAGUCACAUGACCAACAUGCUGCAGUAUUUCUGCCACAUCAAAGAACCGGUACAGCUUCUGCUGUUCCCAGAGGGAACCGACCUCACUGAUAACACUCGUGCCAAGAGUGAUGAGUUUGCUGAAAGAAACGGUCUUCCAAACUAUAAGUUUGUCCUUCACCCACGUACCACCGGCUUCACCUUCAUCGUAGACACACUGCGCAAAGGUGGUAACUUGGAUGCUGUCCAUGACAUUACUGUUGCAUAUCCUCAAAACAUCCCACAGACGGAGCGCCACCUGGUCCUGGGCCUUUUCCCACGCGAGAUUCACUUUCAUGUGCAACGCUACCCACUGUCGUCUCUGCCCCGAUCAGCUGCGCAGCUGCAGUCCUGGUGUCAGGAACGCUGGGCUGAGAAAGAACAGCGUCUGCAAGAGUUUUAUCAGGCUUCUCCGCGCGCAUUUGACUCCCCUGAAGCUCGUGUGCCUCCAUGUAAGAGCGAGCUGAGAGUAUCACUUAUUAAAGCUGCUUCACUUCUGUACUGGAGCUUCUUCAUCGCUCUGUCUUUUGUGGGGCUGUGGCUCUGGGCUCCCGCACGAGUCUACUUCCUGCUUAUGGUGAUCUUCUUUCUGGGUCAGCAACGGCUAAUGGGCGGAGUUGAGAUGAUGGAAUUGGCGUGUCAUCGAUAUUGGAUUGGUGACGGUUCAAAGGACGAACAAAGCAAUGGAACAGAGUUAAAAAAUGAAUGAGAAGAGAUGCUGGACCACGAUUUGCAGUACGUUUGCUUGUUUAAAGUUAACAGUGGCGCCUCCUGCUGGCUAAGAGCCGCACCAGAGACACAGAGACUCUGAAAAAUAGGAAAUAAGGGGUUUACAAAAUGUCAUUUUCUUAUAUGAUCAAAAAACUCAUACGCAAUUGGUUCCCAAUUACCAAUUAAGGGUGUACAUGCGUCUGUGUUUGUGGCUUUGAAUAUGUUGUUUAUGACAAAUUUGUAUAACAACACGAGUAGUAAAUGGGUAUUACAACAUAAACAUGCUUUACAAGGACACUUCAAAAACCCAAUCAUUUAAAAUGUGAGCACGUUUUUAUUUUUAUCAAAAACGCUAAAGAUAAGAGUGAGGUUUAGGGGUGGGGAUAGAAAAAUGAGCUCAGUAUGAAAACCAUUACAGCUAAACUGCAUUUGCCAAUCUUUGUUUGUGUGUGUAUCUCUAAGGAUUGUUUUAAUAUUGUUAUUUUACACUCUUUUCUAUUUGUUUCUUUUGUCUGAGUUUCAUAUUUAUGUAUAUUUGUUUAGAUUGCUUUUAAACAUUUUUUCUUUUGUUUUGUUCUUUUAAUUUUAUUUAUUUUACUAGUAUGCUACGGAAGCAUAGUUCAUUACCACUGUUUGUAAAACAGCAGCAAUACAUAGUUUCGGCUUUUUGUUUGUGUCAGACAUCAAAAAACGCUGCUUUUUGAAUGCACGAUUGCUGCGGCCGUUGCAUAUGCUGCAGUUUCAAUGGGCCGGCCGUUCGCUCGCGUUAAUCUGUCUGUGAUGUCACACGGUCUUUUGGUGAUGUUAAAUUAGCCGCUUCUUCAGUCAAGAGCGAGUUGCUGUGAAAAUGCUACAUGAUUUCUUUGUGUUACUCUUUAUGACAAUCUACAUUAGAAUCUUACACAUCAGGACAAUGUUGAGUUACCAAUAUACUACGUUUCUGAAUAAUGACUCAAUUGAAUGGUUCAGAUUCUUAUCCUGCUAUCAUUUAUAUCCCUUGUUUUUUCUUCUGUUAAUUUUUGUUUUUAUUUACAUUACCCUUCUCCCUGUCUGUCUCACCUUUGGCCUAUGAUGUGACAUUGCUUGUCAAACGCACAUAUUUACAAACUACCAGAACACUAAUAUUUACAUUGGCUGCAUGUUAAUAAUUCAUGUGUCAUAGUAGUAAAACAUGUUUAAAUAGCCAAUGUAAAUGACUAGUACGUAAAUGACUUGUGUUGAUUAGUAUUUGCACUGGUUUUAGAGUUAAUCUGGUACAUAAAUUACUUUGACCUGUUCACUGUGAUGGAAAACGUCUGCAUGAAUAAAUGUCAAAAUGGGUCCUGCAGUUAUUCUCCAGCUCUUACCAGACCCACCUGGGCAGGCUAUUCAAGGUCUAAAGUGUCACUUAAAAGACACAGGCAGGUGAGGUUUAAGCCGGGUUAGGGUUAAACUCUGCAGGACUGCAGCUCUCCAGGACCGCCGUUCGCCACCACUGGUCUAAAUGUAAGAGGAGCUUUGUCUGUUUCACGUGUACAGCAAUCACUCAGGUAUAUUAAGUCACUGAAAUUGCACUAUUGAGCAGAAAUAAAUCAAUCAUUGAGUAAAUCAUAGCCUGUAACCAUUUAUGCCCGUAAUAAUAGCAAGUAAAACAAAAAAUAAAAGAUAUCUUCAAAAACAGCUAAAGCCAAACUCUAAAAGUGGAAAUGUGUUUAAAACAAACAGUAGCAUAUUACCAAAUGGAAUGCAUAUAGCCCACAUAUGUUUAUAUAAUAUGCUGAUCAUAUAAAAUCCUUAGUCAAUAAAAUAUAGGACCAUAUGUUAAUGGAUAAUGUUUAUAUUAAUUCUUGUGUGUUGUCAGGAAAUGAUGUUAUGAUUUGAAAGAAUAAAGCAAGUAAUUGAAUUAUUUUAAA